AUGCCAGCUCGACCUCAUAAAUUUAGGAGGCAAUGUCACCUCGUCACCAAUUUCCCUCUCAAUGCUGCACCGUUCACCGCCGUGACGAUGUUGUCAGACCACAACUCCCAAAUAGUCCUCCACGUGACCCAAUGGAGCCGAGGCACAGACUCCGAGGGCAAAACUCGACCGCUCCACUGGGCACUCACCUUCAAAACCUCCGGCUCUCACUUGCGGCCAAUAGGGAAUGCCUAUAACGUCGCCGGCAAUGUCGAUACAUUCUGCUACGAGGCACAGCGGGACAUUCCUCUCCGCCACGAUUUGUGGCGCGGUUCACUUGCCGUCGGCCGCAUCCCAGUCGAGUCCAUAGACCAGUUCGAAAAGAUCUUGUCCGAAAUCCCCAUCGUCCGUCACGAUCCGGAGUGGAAUUCUCAAAAUUGGGUCUGGACUGCGCUCCGCGAGCUCAGGCAGCAGGGCUUCGCUAUCGAGUAUAACCUCUCGUUUGACAAGCUCCGGUCCCACAUGUACGGGCUCUCCGAGGCUUGGGAAAAUGGGGACAUCUAG
Messenger RNA from Dichomitus squalens LYAD-421 SS1, 543 nucleotides. RefSeq lists its product as uncharacterized. NCBI's taxonomy places the organism in Eukaryota, Fungi, Basidiomycota, Agaricomycetes, Polyporales, Polyporaceae. The record is from RefSeq and is a predicted model, not a curated record. The transcript has 2 exons. Bases 1 to 543 code for a protein of 180 amino acids.